UGCAAAGUGAAAGCAAAGUUUUCCGUCGAGUCGUUCCGUUAGUUUUCAUUAUGGAGCAUCACAAUAGUUCAUAAGAACAGUUUAAAAACAAACAAACCAGGAGUUUACAUGUAGCUACUGAAAAACUAGGUGAACUGGACUAGUUAAAAGGAUUAUAACCAUCAGCUCAGUCUUAACGCACAUCUACAGUUUAUGGUUAAUGGAGUGGCGCAGAUCAGGUUCUGUUUCAUAAUGGACGACACACAAAUAUCCAGAGAUGAAAAUGUUUCUCCAGGAUGCAGUUAUAGUUCAGUUUAUCAGAAGAGAUCAGAUCCAGAGCCCAGCUGUGUGUCUAUGAGGAGUGACUGGUCUAUGGAUCUUCCAUAUAAUUUUAGGAGUGAAGAUACACCGACUGAUCUCAGUUCAUUUCAUCACAAGAGAACAGAAGCAGAGUUCAGCCGUGUGUCUAUGAGGAGUGACAUGUUUAUAAAUCAUCCAAUAAAUAUUAAGAAUGUAGAAGCACAGUGUAAUAUCAGACAAAACCUGCUGAACACAUUUAGAUCAAAUCUGCUGAAGAAGUUUGAGUGUCUGUAUGAGGGAACAGCGGCGCAGGGAAACCCAACACUCCUGAAUGAGAUCUACACAGAGCUCUACAUCACAGAGAGUGAGAGUGGAGAGAUCAGUCAUGAGCAUGAGGUGAGACAGAUUGAGACACAAUCCAGGAGAUCAACAACAGAGGACACAGCGAUCAAAUGCAGAGACAUCUUUACACCUUUACCUGGACAAGACAAAGCCAUCAGAACUGUGCUGACGAAGGGAGUCGCUGGCAUCGGAAAAACAGUCUCUGUGCAGAAGUUCAUCCUGGACUGGGCUGAAGAGAAGGAGAAUCAGGACGUCCAGCUCAUAUUUCCACUUCCUUUCAGAGAGAUCAAUCUGAUGAAGGACAAAACACUCAGUCUGUCAGAUCUUCUUCAGCUCUUUUUCCCUCAAACUAAAGAAAUGGAAAUAUCCAGUGACAAAUAUAAAGUGCUGUUCAUCUUUGAUGGUCUGGACGAGUGUCGUCUGUCUCUGGAUUUUGAGAGCGCUGUGAGGUUGUGUGACAUCAGUGAAUCCGCCUCAGUGGACGUGCUGCUGACCAACCUGAUUGUGGGGAAUCUGCUUCCCUCUGCUCUCAUCUGGAUCACCUCCAGACCAGCAGCAGCAGAUCUCGUCCCCUCUGAGUGUGUCCAUCGAGUGACAGAGGUACGAGGCUUCAAUGACCCUCAGAAGGAGGAAUACUUCAGCAAGAGAAUCAGUGAUCAGAGUCUGGCCAAUACAAUCAUCUCACACCUGAAGUCCUCCAGGAGCCUCUACAUCAUGUGCCACAUCCCAAUGUUCUGCUGGAUCUCAGCCACUGUUCUGGAGAAGAUGUUGAGUGAAGCAGAGACUGCAGAGAUUCCCAAGACUCUCACUCAGAUGUACACACACUUCCUGAUCCUGCAGACCAACAUCAAACAUCAGAAGGACUAUGAGGAGAAGCUGACAGAUGAAGACAUGAUCCUCAAACUGGGGAAAGUGGCUUUUCAGCAGCUCAUGAAAGGCAAUAUAAUCUUCUAUGAGGAAGACCUGAGAGAGUGUGGCAUUGAUGUGGCAGAAGCUUCAGUUUACUCAGGAUUGUGCACUCAGAUCUUCAGAGAGGAGUUUGGCUUGUAUCAGGGGAAAGUCUUCAGCUUUGUUCAUCUGAGCAUUCAGGAACAUCUAGCGGCUCUAUAUGUGCACCUCUCCUGUAUAAACAACAACAGAGAUGAGUUUGAGCAAAUCAAAAAACAGAGUUUGUGGUUUAAAGUUAAAGACUUGUUUCAGCUCAAUUCUUUAGAAUGUGUUUCAUUAUUCAGUCUGCAUCAGCGAGCUGUAAAUGAGGCUCUACAGAGUAAAAAUGGACAUCUGGAUCUUUUCCUGCGGUUUCUUUUGGGUCUGUCAGUGGAGUCUCAUCAGAUUCUCCUACAAAGACUAAUGAAACUGAAAAGCAGGUCAAUGCAGACUAAUAAAACAGUCAAGUACAUCAAGAUGAAGAUCUGGACCAUCGACUCUCCAGAGAAAUCCAUCAAUCUGUUUCACUGUCUGAAUGAACUGGGUGAUCAUUCACUAGUGAAGGAAAUACAGCAGUAUCUGAAAUCUGGAAGAAUAAACAGAGCCAAACUCUCCUCAUCUCAGUGGUCAGCUGUAGCUUUUGUGUUGUUGACAUCAGAGAAGAAGCUGGAGGAGUUUAAUAUUAAUGAAUUUGUUGCAGGAAACAAUGAAAACAAAAAACAGAAGGUUUUUCAGAAGCUGCUUCCUGUAAUAAAGCAAUCGAGAUCAGUUCUGUUGUAUAAUUGUGGUCUUACAGAAAUGGAUUGGGAUAAUUUGACUUCAGCUCUGAGAUCAAACCCUUCAGACCUAAGAGUAUUAAAUCUGUCUAGGAAUAUACUAGGAAAUUCAGUGACUCUUCUCUCUGCUGUACUGGAGGAUCCUUGCUCUAAACUGGAGAAACUGUGGUUGAGUGAUUGUGGUCUCACCGAUGAAGGUUGUGCUGCUUUGGCUACAGCUCUGAGAUCAAACCCUGAACACCUGAGAGAACUGAAUCUGUCCUGGAAUAAUCUAAGAGAUUCAGUGACUCUUCUCUCUGCUGUACUGGAGGAUCCUCGCUGUAAACUGGAGACACUGUGGUUGAGUAAAUGUGGCAUCACAGGUAAAAGUUGUGCUGUUUUGGCUUCAGCUCUGAGAUCAAACCCUGAACACCUGAGAGAUCUGGAUCUGUCUGGGAAUAAACUAGGAGAUUCAGUGACUCUUCUCUCUGCUGUACUGGAGGAUCCUCACUGUAAACUGAAGAUACUGUGGUUGAGUGAUUGUGGUCUCACAGAUGAAGGUUGUGCUGCUUUGGCUUCAGCUCUGAGAUCAAACCCUGGACAACUGCGAGUCCUGGAUCUGUCUGAAAAUAAACUUAAAAAUUCUGGUGUCAUGCAGCUCUGUGCUGUACUGGAGGAUCCUCACUGUAAACUGGAUAAACUGGGGUUGUAUGAUUGUAGUCUUACAGAUGAAGGUUGUGUUGCUUUGGCUUCAGCUCUGAGAUCAAACCCUGAACACCUGAGAGAACUGGAUCUCUCUGUAAAUAAAUUAAGAGAUUCAGGCAUAAAACUUCUCUCUGCUGUACUGGAGGAUCCUCGUUGUAAACUGGAGAAACUGUGGUUGAGUAAUUGUGGUCUCACAGAUGAAGCUUGUGCUGCUUUGGCUUCAGCUCUGCGAUCAAACCCUGAACACCUGAGAGAACUGAACCUGUCUAAAAAUAAACUAGGAGAAUCAGAUGUGAAGUUACUCUCUGAUCUGAAGGAUGAUACACAUUAUAAACUAAAAGAAUUAAACUACUGAUUCUCAGUGUUUAGUUUGCUCAGGAUCUGCUGAUGGUGAAUAAGAAGAGGCGUCGCAGACACACAGUCAACACACACUGAAGACACAGACAUACAGCAGCCGAUUCAAAUUAUCACUCGAUUGAAUAGGCAUUAUCAGCUGAUAGAUAUGGGCCAGUAGGGGCCUUCUGCACCUACUAGUAGGCUCAGAAGACUGCUAUCAUCUAUCUAUACGUUUAAUGUUCAAUCGAGUGAUAACAUUCGAAGCAGGUGCUCACGGUGAUGAGACUGUUGUGUGUGACGUCACAUCACUUUUUUUGUUUUGUAUGCGGUGAGGGUCUGUUUUAUUUUUAAUAGGGUAUAUGCCGAGCUAGUGUUGUU
This is a messenger RNA of Danio rerio (zebrafish), 3722 nucleotides long. The record is from RefSeq and is a predicted model, not a curated record. Lineage: Eukaryota; Metazoa; Chordata; Actinopteri; Cypriniformes; Danionidae.